Coniophora puteana RWD-64-598 SS2 is the source of this 471-nucleotide messenger RNA. RefSeq names its product PX-domain-containing protein. Gene Ontology annotation, cellular component: retromer complex; early endosome membrane. NCBI's taxonomy places the organism in Eukaryota, Fungi, Basidiomycota, Agaricomycetes, Boletales, Coniophoraceae. The record is from RefSeq and is a predicted model, not a curated record. Gene Ontology annotation, molecular function: phosphatidylinositol-3-phosphate binding. Gene Ontology annotation, biological process: endocytic recycling; late endosome to Golgi transport. Bases 1 to 471 code for a protein of 156 amino acids. The transcript has 5 exons.
AUGUCUACUGUCUCGCCGUUUGCGCGUGCGCCUGCCUUUGAUGAACCCCGCCUGAAUGGCCGCGAGCAGACCAUUGAAGAGAUGUACAGUGUACCAGAGAGCUUCUUGGAAAUUGAAGUACGAAACCCCCAAACGCAUGGGUUUGGUCGGAAGAUGUUUACGGAUUAUGAGAUUGUGUGCAAGACCAACAUCCCGGCUUUUAAGCUGCGUCAUUCUCUCGUUCGCAGGCGUUACUCGGACUUUGAAGCGUUCCGCGACAUCCUGGAACGCGAAUCUACCCGGGUUAACAUCCCUCCUCUCCCUGGGAAGGUGUUCACCAACCGAUUCUCCGACGAAGUCAUUGAAAGCAGGAGGGAGGGAUUGGAACGCUUCCUCAGCGUCGUUGCUGGCCACCCGCUUCUCCAGACGGGCAGCAAGGUCUUGUGCGCCUUUCUCCAGGAUCCAGCUUGGGACAAAUCUCAGUGGAUUUAA